Olea europaea var. sylvestris is the source of this 1376-nucleotide messenger RNA. RefSeq lists its product as uncharacterized. The transcript has 2 exons. NCBI's taxonomy places the organism in Eukaryota, Viridiplantae, Streptophyta, Magnoliopsida, Lamiales, Oleaceae. The record is from RefSeq and is a predicted model, not a curated record. Bases 191 to 1105 code for a protein of 304 amino acids.
CAGGCCUCAAAAUGGCAUCCACUGGUGAUAAAAAGCAUCAAGCAAUUCGCAAAUUCACGCGCGCGCACACACGAAAAGGAGAAGGCCCUCAUCAUAUAAAGCCAAACCCCAACGCCCCAGUCCACAUACCUCAUGAACCCUUGAAAAUUCCAUCUAAUUCAAUGCAGAGUCCCGUUAUUGUACUGUUUUCAUGGACUCUCCUCUACUCAUUAACUCCCCAUUAAAAGCCGUUAGUUUUUUGAAUUUCUCUACUUCUCCUUCUGUAAAUUACUCUGCCUUUUCUCUCUCCAGAAUCAAGAAGUCCCACAAAUUCAACAAAUCGCGAAUUGCUGUGAAUUGCUUGAAUCCUCGAAAUCCUAACUUGUUAUGGGGAAAUUAUGGCUCACCCAUCAUACCCUUUUCUUAUUUAAUCCCACUUUUUCACAAAGUCAAGGACUUUGCUGUGAAAUCCUCAAAGCAGAACUGGACUUCUGUUUUCCAGAAAUUUAGUGGGCAAGAAACUGGACUUUUGCAGAACGGGUCAUUAGGGAUGGCACUCAUGUGUGUGACAUCAACAGCCAAAGUUAAAAUAAGCCCCUUUGUGGCUACAUUAGCCGCCAACCCGACUUUUGUUUCGGGUUUAUUUGCUUGGGCUAUUGCUCAAUCAAUGAAGGUUUUCUUGAAUUUUUGCGUAGAGAGGAAAUGGGAUUUUCGGAUUAUGUGUUCCUCUGGUGGAAUGCCCUCUUCCCACUCUGCUAUGUGUACCGCAUUAACUACUUCUGUGGCUAUUUGCCACGGAGUGGCAGAUUCGUUGUUUCCGGUUUGUUUGGGGUUCAGUUUGAUCGUAAUGUAUGAUGCCAUCGGUGUUAGACGGCAUGCUGGAAUGCAAGCGGAGGUUGACGUACUUCUUGUGCUCCUCAUUAUGUACAAUCAUAUGAAAAUUUUAGAGAUGAGGUGUAUGAGUACUGGUUAUUUGGAGUCCAGUAUCGGUACUUGGUUAGAAGGAAAGAACGUUCCCUUCGGCCAGAUCAUAUUCUUGGGGAUAACCUACAGUUUUCAGUACUAUCAAUCAUGGAAUUUCGAUACUUGGUUCGUCAAAAAGAUCGUCCCCCGUGGCUUGACUUGAAGUAUUUUGGGUAUUAGAUUGACUACAGCCUAUAGUGAUCUAUCAAGUCGACAGAGUUGAGUUUUUCUCCCCCCGGGACAAUUGAUGAGGACGUUAUCUAUUUUAUUUAUUUCUAGUUUAUUUUUGUUUUGGAUUCUUAUUUAUUUAAUUGGGCUUGUAUCGGCCCAAGCACAAGCCCGUUCUAGUUAGGGUUUGUCUUUACUAUUUAAACCUAAUUUUCCAUGUAAUUUUGUCAGUUGAUGAUUGAAUAAAGAUUUUUGGUGGCUUGUGA